AUGAAGGACACGGAUCUAUUUCAAGCCAAGGAAAUGCUUCGUCGUGACUACGAAGGCAUUGCUCGGAAGGAGAAGAGCGAGAUCGCGUUGAAGGCUACAAGAAGGCUCAAGAGCAAGAGUUUUCGGCCAAAGGAAGCAAGGAACAAGUUCACUUGGACGUGUAAUAUUUGCGGCAAGUAUGGGCGCAAGAAACAAGAUUGCUGA
Molecule: messenger RNA, 204 nt
Organism: Peronospora matthiolae
Lineage: Eukaryota; Oomycota; Peronosporomycetes; Peronosporales; Peronosporaceae
Source: the annotation of a GenBank genome assembly